AUGGCGGGGGCUCGGGGGCUCUGGCUGCCCUGGUUCUGCCUGCGGCUGCUGGCGAGCGCAGCCUUCAACCUGGAUGCCACCAGCACCCUGCUGAAGGACGGCGACAAGGGCAGCCUCUUCGGCUUCGCCGUGGCUCUGCACCGGCAGCUCAGCCCCGAGCCGGCCGGCUGGCUGCUGGUGGGGGCCCCCCAAGCGCCGGCGCUGCCCAGCCAAGGUGCCAACCGGACCGGAGGGCUCUUCGCCUGCCCGCUGACCCCCGAGCUCUCCGACUGCUGGCGGGUGCCGAUCGACGAAGGAGUGGACCUGCAGCGGGAGAGCAAGGAGAACCAGUGGCUGGGGGUGAGCGUGAAAAGCCAAGGUGCCGGCGGCAAGAUCGUGACCUGCGCCCACCUGUACGAGUCACGGCACCGGGUGCGUCAGCCCCUGGAGACGCGGGACGUGAUCGGGCGCUGCUUCGUGCUGAGCCAGGACCUGCGGGUGCGGGACGAGCUGGACGGGGGCGAGUGGAAGUUCUGCGAGGGGCGGCCGCAGGGCCACGACCGCUUCGGCUUCUGCCAGCAGGGCCUGGCCGCAGCCUUCAGCCCCGACCACCAUUACAUCCUCUUCGGGGCCCCCGGCACCUACAACUGGAAGGGGAACCUGCGCGUGGAGCUGCUUAACCAGAGCUCCCUCGACCUGCUGCGUUACGACGACGGGCCCUACGAAGCCGGGGGCGAGAAGGACCAGGACCCCUCGCUCAUCCCCGUGCCCGCCAACAGCUACUUCGCUCAGACCCCGACCAGCUGGUCUACAAAACCCCCGAGCCCAGCGAGAAGGUGCCCGGCGCGGCCGGCGACGUGGCCCAGAAUAGCUACUUGGGCUUUUCGGUGGACUCGGGUGCGGGGCUGACGCGGA
Molecule: messenger RNA, 894 nt
Organism: Aquila chrysaetos chrysaetos
Lineage: Eukaryota; Metazoa; Chordata; Aves; Accipitriformes; Accipitridae
Product: integrin alpha-7-like
Exons: 7
Coding region: 1-888 (295 amino acids)
Biological process (GO): cell-matrix adhesion; cell-cell adhesion; cell adhesion mediated by integrin
Cellular component (GO): integrin complex; external side of plasma membrane
Molecular function (GO): integrin binding
Source: RefSeq, a predicted model, not a curated record